Messenger RNA from Gossypium raimondii (Peruvian cotton), 920 nucleotides. Its product is annotated as protein IQ-DOMAIN 20. Gene Ontology annotation, molecular function: protein binding. Bases 48 to 449 code for a protein of 133 amino acids. The transcript is spliced from 2 exons. The record is from RefSeq and is a predicted model, not a curated record. Lineage: Eukaryota; Viridiplantae; Streptophyta; Magnoliopsida; Malvales; Malvaceae.
AGAUCGGAAAACAGAGAAAAAAAAAAAAACCAACAGACAUUGCAAAGAUGGGCACUGCUAGAAACUGGUUCAACACAGUUAGAAAGAAGUUCAUCAAAUCAUCCCACCAAAGAGAUAUCGUCAUUCCUCAUAGCGAAAAUCUCAGCCAGCAGUCAAUGAUCAAAGAAGUUAGAGACUUCCCCAAUAUUUCACCUUCAUCGAGAUCAUCAUUUCAGACAAAAAAUUUAACCAGAGAGGAUAUUGCAGCAAUUAAGAUCCAAUCAGUUUUCAGGGGUCAUCUUGCAAGACGAGCAUAUAGAGCAUUGAGAAGCCUGGUUAAGCUGCAAGCAGUGGCCCGAGGGGCGUAUGUAAGGAAACAAGUACAAAUAGCAAUGAAUUGCAUGCAUGCACUUGUCAGGUUACAGGUCAAGGUUCGCGCCCGCCAACUCCUGGGCAGGUACAGUGAGUGACCGCAGAUGCACCUAGCCAGUGUAACCUUCAUUUUCCACCGACAAUGAACACUGUUUGCUAUAGUUUUAGGUCAUAACCUUUUCUUUCGCAAAGUUUCCAAUACAACAACGAUACGUGUACUCUUUUCACAAGAUUGUAAGCAACAAGAAAAAUUUCGAGUCAUGAUCCAGGAAUGUGAUCAUGAUGAACAGAACUUUUUAGAGGAUCCAUGUUACAGAUUGCAAAAACAGAACAAAUAAAAAGUCAAAGUAUUAGGGUUUUCACAUAACAGCUUACAGAAAAAAGAAAAUUAGGAACCAAAGAGAGCAAUCGUAACUUAAAUACUGCUAAAAACUGAAUCACUCCCCACAUGCACAUCACUGUACUGAAUAGUUCAUCAUUGCUGUAUAUAAUAUGAUGAAAUACGGACCAUGUAUUCAAACAAUCAUACAUGUAGUUCACAGAAUCCUCUUUACUAUUGGAGUUAAUGG